Messenger RNA from Colletotrichum spaethianum, 1041 nucleotides. Its product is annotated as aldo-keto reductase yakc [NADP(+)]. The record is from RefSeq and is a predicted model, not a curated record. Lineage: Eukaryota; Fungi; Ascomycota; Sordariomycetes; Glomerellales; Glomerellaceae. Bases 1 to 1041 code for a protein of 346 amino acids. Gene Ontology annotation, cellular component: cytoplasm. The transcript is spliced from 3 exons.
AUGUCACCUCCGGCAAACCUUCCCGUCCGCCGCUUGGGCAAAACCGGCCCUGAGAUCACAGCCCUCGGUCUUGGGUUGAUGGGCCUCAGCAUCGCCUACGGCGAUGGAGGAUCCGACGAAGAACGCCUCGCAUUCCUUGACCACGCAUGGGAGAUUGGCGCGACGAACUGGGACACGUCCGACCUCUACGGGGACAACGAGGACCUGCUCGGCAAGUGGUUCAAGCUGCACCCGGAGCGCCGCGCCGACAUCUUCUUGGCCAGCAAAUUUGCCCUGCGCGGGGAGGUCAAGGAUGAUGGGUCUUUCGGUUUCAGAGUCGACAGUUCGCCCGAGUAUUGCCGUGAAGCGUGUGAGCGUAGUUUGAAAAGAUUGGGAGUUGAGAGCAUCGACUUGUACUACGUCCACCGCCUGGAUGAGAAGACUCCCAUUGAGAAGACGAUUGAGGAAAUGGUCAAGCUGAAGAACGAGGGCAAGAUCAAGUAUUUGGGCAUCUCCGAAUGCUCCUCCGCCAGUCUUCGCCGUGCCCACGCGGUCCACCCCAUCUCGGCCGUGCAGGUCGAGUAUAACCCCUGGUCCCUCGAGAUUGAAGGCCCCGCAGGCACGAACCUCUUGCAGACUUGCCGCGAGCUCGGCGUCACAGUCUUUGCUUACUCGCCGCUCGGCCGCGGCAUCAUGACGGGGCGGUACAAGUCUAUCGAUGACUUUGAUCCCUCCGACUACCGCCGGCAGAUCUCUCGGUACAUGGGCGAUAACUUCCGCAAGAACACGGAGCUCGUGGACAAGUUUGCCCAAAUGGGCAAAGAGAGGUACGGCUGCUCUGCGGGACAGCUCACGCUUGCUUGGUUGCUGGCGCAAGGCGAGGAUGUGAUUCCGAUCCCGGGGACGAAGAAGAUCAAUUACCUCGAGGAGAACAUGGGGGCAUUGAAUAUUAAGCUGGGAGAGAAGGACGAGAGGGACUUGAGGAAGUUGGUUGAUGAGGCAGACGUGCAUGGCGAUCGGCUUCCAGCGUUUGGAAAUUACUCUGAUUCGCCAGCAUUGUAA